AAACACUUCGGGUGUGAUAUCCUUAGGGUCCCAAAGCUGCCGCAGUGGCAUUAAGCAGCAAUUAUUUAAAAAAUUGUGACGAUAACCUCUAGCUAAAAAUCUGUUAUAAGCGGAGUCUUCCCAUAAAAAGGACCAGUAAGUAGAGCUACGGUGGACGCUUGUGUACAAAUAAUAAAGCAGAGAGGACAAGACCGCCAAAAUGCGAAAUUUAAUUGUCCACAGUGGCGGCUUUGAAGACUUUCACUCCCUUUAUGACUGCAUUACUCGCACUGGCACAAAGACGCACACAUAAUAUGCAGCAACAAUGAGAACAUCCUAAUCCUUGCAAUUCUACUGAGCAGCAACGACAACGCCACAAACAAUUUGAGCUGAUUUAUUGCGGCGCACGUGACAGAGUCGUAGCCAGAACCUGAACCACAGAGACAAAACCACACAUCCCCCAAUCGUAAUGGAUGCAGUAGGAAGAGCGACAAUGUGGCGGCGACGCAAGCCAAUAACAACAGCAACUAUCGCUAAGCCACUUUACAAUCCAGCAACGUUGACUUUAGUCAUACUGUUGUUCAACAUCACCUCGGCGGCGCUAACUUUAGCUGCAGCAUUGGGCACGACGAGCGAAGCGACAAUUCAGCAUAGCAACAUAACCCAAACCAUUACAACAAGUGCAACAAAAGCACACAUGAAUGCCACCACCGAAGUUAGUUCGACUCCGCCAAUUACCGAGGCGGAGCUAAAAACUGUACUAACCACAACGCCGGCAUCGAGCGCGGCGACUACGAUGAGCGCAAGCACGAUGAGCACGACCAUGAGUAUGCAUCGAGGCGGCGGCGUGGAUGUGCGCUAUGAGGUCGAACAUAAAGAUGACUUAAUCAACGAUCCAUAUGUGCAGAUCGUCUUCUGCAUCAUCUACACGACCGUCUUCGUGUUGGGCAUAUUUGGCAAUGCGCUCGUUUGCUAUGUCGUCAUACGCAAUCGUGCCAUGCACUCAGUUACGAAUUACUUCAUAACGAAUCUAGCGAUCUCCGACAUAUUGCUCUGUGUGCUGGCCGUGCCCUUUACGCCGCUCUACACCUUCAUGGGCCGUUGGAUAUUCGGCGCCACCAUGUGUCAUCUGGUAUCGUAUGCGCAGGGUUGCAGUAUAUAUCUGUCAACCUUUACGCUAACAGCGAUCGCUGUGGAUCGUGUAUUUGUAAUCGUGUUCCCCUUCAAGCCGCGCAUGCAAAUACGCACCUGCUGUUAUACGCUCGCUUUUAUAUGGUGCUUCUCCUUGGUGGCCACUAGUCCAUAUGCCUUAUAUAUGCGCGUUGUUGUGGCGCAUGUUAAGAAAAAGUAUGUGAAUACCGGUGAGACGUUCAUUGCGAAUAGUACAAAUAGUCUGCGUGAUCAUUUGAAUGCCACAACCACACCGUACGGUAUUUAUCUGCUGACCGAUGCGAUUACAACGGUGGCUUCGGUAACUGGUAUCAAACUUAAUUUGGACGUUUCACCGGACGCGGAGUAUGAUGAUGACGAUGUCACGAUAUACUGCGAAGAGAAUUGGCCAUCGGAGAGUUUUCGCCGUGGUUUUGGUAUUUUGACAACGCUCGGUCAGUUUGUCGCACCGUUAGGCGCGAUUACGGUAUGUUAUAUUUGGGUGUCGGUGCGACUGAAUAUGCGCGAACGCUGUCGGCCCGGCGCUAAAUCGGCGGCGCGCGAUGCAGCCGAUCGUGAACGUAAGAAGCGCACAAACUUCAUGCUAAUCGCGAUGGUUGGCGUCUUCGCUUGCUCGUGGUUACCGAUGAAUAUUGUCAAUAUGGUUGAUGAUUUCUAUGACAAAUCGAAUGAUUGGUCUUUCUACACAUUCAUCUUCUUCAUAACGCAUGCGCUGGCCAUGUCCUCGACUUGCUACAAUCCCUUUUUGUAUGCUUGGCUGAACGAGAACUUUCGCAAAGAGUUCAAACAUGUGUUGCCCUGCUUUAAUCCAUCCAAACAUCGUCAAGUGAAUCGUCACUGUUAUAAUCGUUCGGAUCGCAAUACCUGCGAGGGCGGUCGGCGUCGCAAUGACAUGGGCAAUGGGGUAGGUGUGAGCAUAGAUAUCGAUGAGGGCGAUGAUGAUGAGCAUGAGAAUGGCGUUACGCAGGAGACAUCAUUGGCCAGAGUGAAAGACAAGUGCAUGAGCGAGACACUCGAACUGACUUGUAGCAAUAGUGGUGAUGUCUUAACAUCGAAUAAGUGUUGUAAUACGGUAAUGGUGCAUGGCACGCAUGUGGUGGAUAUCACUGUGAAUGGCAAGGGUCAACAUGAUAAUUGUAAUAAUGCGCUGGAUGAGGAUUGUGUGUCGGGUGAUGAGCAUACUGUGGAGAUGCAUUUUACGGAGACGGCGUUCGUGAGUUUGGACAAUGGCAAGGAUAUUUGCCUGUUGGAAGCUGGCUGUAACAAAGAGGUGGGCGAGCAAAUUUUUAACUAA
Messenger RNA from Bactrocera latifrons, 2443 nucleotides. It is a transcript of the gene sNPF-R, whose product is annotated as prolactin-releasing peptide receptor. The transcript is spliced from 2 exons. The record is from RefSeq and is a predicted model, not a curated record. Gene Ontology annotation, biological process: G protein-coupled receptor signaling pathway. Bases 449 to 2443 code for a protein of 664 amino acids. Gene Ontology annotation, molecular function: neuropeptide binding; neuropeptide Y receptor activity. Gene Ontology annotation, cellular component: neuron projection; plasma membrane. NCBI's taxonomy places the organism in Eukaryota, Metazoa, Arthropoda, Insecta, Diptera, Tephritidae.